AUGGCCGACGCGCUUUGCGGGCCUUCCAACGCCCUUCAGAACUUCCAGAAACACACUACCGUCGAUCGGACACUGCAACAGGAUCGUCUGGUCGGCAGACAUUCACCAGCGCAAGGUUUCAGAUCAUCACCGGGACCGAAUGUAGGGGCAUUGGAUUCCGAGUUCGAUGCAUUCCAAGCCGGUCGACCAGUUCCGGCGCAGGACUUCCAGCACUUCGAUCCGCGAUUCGCACAACCUCCCCCUCAGUUUGCGCAAGCCCAUCAGGCCCCAGACUGGGCUGCCGACUUCCAACGCUUGAAUGUCAGCAGUCCGCCUCCGCAAACGUUUCAACAGCAGCGACCGCAGCCGGCGAGCGCGGCGUCAGCAUGGCAUCAGGACUUCUUGAGGCAGCAGGCCCCGGUCGCACAGGCGCCGACAUUACAGCAAAAUACAUAUGGAGGCAUGUCAGGAUACAACAUGGGUGGAUUCGGUGGACAAGCAUACAUGCAGGCACCGAGUUUCCAGAACGCCCAAGUAUCGGAGAUUGCACAAGGAAAGCAGCGCGCACAGGAUGACGUCCCAGCUUUCGACGAGGCAGCCUUUGAACAAGCUUUUGCGCAGGCGCAACAAGAUAUGAUGGAGGUUGCAGAAGCAGAGCAAGUACACACACAGCCAGCGCAAGAGGCGCUGGAUCUAGACCGGCCGGGUGAGAUGGAUCCUCUUCUUCAACGGAUACGAGAAACGCGGCCAGCUGUCUACUCUGCUAUCCAGGUCUGGAGCGAGACUGGUCUUGGACGAACCGACGAAGCUGUAGCAUACCUCGAGAACAUGGAGAACAUGGAAAAGAGCGGUACUCUGGUACAAGAUGCAAACGAGGGGAAAUGGAUUGUCGACUCUCUUCAGAGAAUCGUAAAUCGUGACGCCCCUCAGGAAGUCAAAACCCGCGCCGAGAAGCUCAUCACAGCGAUCAACCAACGCCUUAUGUCACAAUACCCACUAGGCUCACGGGUUCUGAUGAGCGAGGAGCAGAUCUGGCAGGAUCUAGAAGCAGCAGGCUAUAUGAGGACACCAGAUCCAAUAAUGCAGCGGAUGGAACAGAGAUCCGAGGAAGAACAGAAGCAAGAACAACAACCCCCGAAGAACGAUGACGAUGAAAUGGCGGCAACAGCAGGCCGACUGCUGGAGCGUGUAGCAGACAACACAAGCGAAAAGUUCCAGAACUCACAGUUCCUGGGGCUAAUGCGCCGCCUACGGGACCGCGAAGUAAGAGUACAGGAAGACAAGAUUGUCGAGGUCGACGGCGCCCAACAGCAGCAGACUGGCAACACUAUGACCACACCGCAGGCCUACGCGCACCAACAAUCGCCACAACAGCCGUCGUCUACGCAAAUACCCGCCAUCGACCCAACAAUCGUCUCCCACGCAGCCAUCGAUUUCGAACAACCAAUCUACUCGAGCGAUGAACCACCACAAGCAAUAUAG
This is a messenger RNA of Alternaria atra, 1461 nucleotides long. RefSeq lists its product as uncharacterized. The coding region runs from base 1 to 1461 and encodes 486 amino acids. Lineage: Eukaryota; Fungi; Ascomycota; Dothideomycetes; Pleosporales; Pleosporaceae. The transcript has 4 exons. The record is from RefSeq and is a predicted model, not a curated record.